AUUGAUAUUUCUAGUAAGUAAAUAAUAUGCGGAUUAAAGUUGAUAAAGUUGUUUAUUUUGUUCUUGUAAAGCGAAAUAUUGAUAUUUUUUCAAAGUGAUAAAUUUAUCUCUCCAAUAAAAACGUCUCAAGUCAUAGCGACACUGUACUGGUGGUUUGUGCUAACGAGCCCUUUCGAUGUUUUUGAGUUCGCAGUUCAGAGUGUUGGUUUUGGUGCGGAAUAUUAAAAUUAUUAGAAAAUUUCAAGGAAAAAUUAAUUCCAACUGAGAUAAAACGACUAAUUAAAGGUUUUUCACCAUGGGUGAACGCAAGGGACAAAAUCACUACUAUCCGCCGGAUUACGAUCCCAAGGUGGGAAGCCUUAACAAAUGGCACGGAACGCACGCACUCCGGGAACGGGCCCGGAAAAUCCACCUGGGGAUUAUCAUCAUCCGGUUCGAAAUGCCUUACAAUAUCUGGUGCGAUGGAUGCAAGAAUCACAUCGGCAUGGGUGUACGGUAUAACGCGGAGAAAACAAAAGUGGGCAUGUAUUAUUCUACGCCAGUCUACCAAUUUCGGAUGAAAUGCCACCUAUGCGAUAAUCAUUUCGAGAUAAAAACGGAUCCAGCGAAUUUGGAUUAUGUCAUAGUGACUGGCGCACGUCGACAGGAAAACCGAUGGGAUCCCACUCAGAACGAACAAAUAGUUCCUGAAACGAAAGAAGUUCAGAAGAAGCUGUUCGAUGAUCCUAUGUACAAAUUGGAACAUGGCGCUAAGGACACAAAGGCAGCGGAAGAUGCAAAACCAGUACUCGGUAGAUUGUAUCAGCGAAAUACAAGCAUUUGGAAAGAUGAUUUUGAAGCCAAUAGUCGUCUACGCGCUGAAUUUAGGGCCACCAAGAAACAACGGAAACUACAGGAGGACAAAGAUAACGCCCUGCUAGCUAAAUCUAGUCUGGAUAUAACAUUGCUACCGGAGAGCGAUUCGGAUCGCAAGAUGGCAUCACUGAUGCGACUGCAUUCGGCAAAGUCGGUUGUGGAAAAAGAUCGCGAUCGGCGAAGUGCCAUCCUGACCCGACCUGCCUUGCCAUCUACCUGCACUGGGGAACCAUCCGUUGUCAAGGUCAAGAGUUCAGGUGCAAAGCUGAAUCGAAAUAGUUUGGGCAUUGUCAAGAGACCGGCUUCUUCAACCGUUAGAAGUCUCACCAGUAAAGCGAGUCAAGUCGAACAAGAUUUAACCAAAAAACCAAAAUUAUUGCUUUGUAAUUAUAGUUCUGGAUCUAGCGAAAGUGAUUGAAUUGUAGUAUAUUUACAUAAUAUAUAACUAUUAAAGAUAAAUCUUAUAAGAA
Messenger RNA from Uranotaenia lowii, 1325 nucleotides. RefSeq names its product coiled-coil domain-containing protein 130 homolog. The transcript has 4 exons. Gene Ontology annotation, biological process: mRNA splicing, via spliceosome. NCBI's taxonomy places the organism in Eukaryota, Metazoa, Arthropoda, Insecta, Diptera, Culicidae. The record is from RefSeq and is a predicted model, not a curated record. Bases 296 to 1273 code for a protein of 325 amino acids. Gene Ontology annotation, cellular component: U2-type spliceosomal complex; post-mRNA release spliceosomal complex.